Messenger RNA from Ipomoea nil (Japanese morning glory), 685 nucleotides. RefSeq names its product 40S ribosomal protein S20-2. The record is from RefSeq and is a predicted model, not a curated record. Lineage: Eukaryota; Viridiplantae; Streptophyta; Magnoliopsida; Solanales; Convolvulaceae. The coding region runs from base 120 to 488 and encodes 122 amino acids. The transcript has 4 exons. Gene Ontology annotation, cellular component: ribosome; cytosolic small ribosomal subunit. Gene Ontology annotation, biological process: translation. Gene Ontology annotation, molecular function: RNA binding; structural constituent of ribosome.
GUCUGAUAGAUACACCUAUACAAAAAUUGUUACGGGUUGCAGCUUUCCCGACGGUAUCCAGCUCACUUCCACUGCAGCUUCCUCCGUCCGUCCGUCUCAACUUAUAUCCGAGCAAAAGAAUGGCAUACCAAGCAAUGAAGCCGACGAAAGCAGGGUUGGAGGAGCCCCAGGAGCAGAUUCAUAAGAUCAGAAUCACUCUCUCCUCCAAGAACGUAAAGAACCUCGAAAAGGUUUGCGGUGAUUUGGUUCGAGGUGCUAAGGACAAAAGACUUAGGGUCAAGGGACCAGUGAGGAUGCCCACCAAAGUUCUUCACAUUACCACUAGGAAGUCUCCCUGUGGAGAAGGUACUAACACUUGGGACAGGUUUGAACUUCGUGUUCACAAGAGGGUUAUUGACCUCUUCAGCUCCCCAGAAGUAGUCAAACAGAUUACGUCAAUUACUAUUGAACCUGGGGUCGAGGUUGAAGUCACCAUUGCCGACUCUUAGUUUGUGUGCCUCCCUGGUGAUAAUGGUAAUUUGGAAUUUCCAUCCCGUACUCCUCACGGGUGUGAAGGUUGUAGCCAGUUUAUAGCAUCAUUCGGUUUUGGAGUUACAUUUUUUAAAUUUCAGCAAAGACUUUCAAUGUUAGGAACUAGAACAAUUUUGUCAAUUUCAAUGCCAAUGUUGAUCAUUUUCCUGCUUUC